Molecule: messenger RNA, 732 nt
Organism: Cyphellophora europaea CBS 101466
Lineage: Eukaryota; Fungi; Ascomycota; Eurotiomycetes; Chaetothyriales; Cyphellophoraceae
Exons: 3
Coding region: 1-732 (243 amino acids)
Molecular function (GO): methyltransferase activity
Source: RefSeq, a predicted model, not a curated record
AUGUCUCAUUUGAUAGGCGAUCGACUCUUUUGGGCCCCGUUACGAUCCGAUGUACAGAAAGUGCUCGACCUGGGAACGGGGACCGGCAUCUGGGCCAUUGACUUCGCCGAUACGUUUCCAAGCGCUGAAGUAAUCGGUACUGAUCUAAGCGCCAUCCAGCCAAACUGGCUGCCGCCCAAUCUGAGGUUUGAGAUUGAUGAUGCGGAGGCCGAUUGGACCUGGGAACCUAGCGCCUUCGACUAUAUCCACAACCGCAACUUCGUCUGUGCAAUACGAAACUGGCCGAAGCUCGUCAGACAAUGCUUCGAUUUUGUGAAACCCGGCGGCUGGUGCGAAUUCCACGAGAAGCAUCCUUGGUUCCUCAGUGACGAUGGCACUCUGUCAGAGGACCAUGCCUUGUACAAGUGGGGCAAAAAUUUCUUCGAUGCCAGCGUCAAUUUCGGCACUGAUGCAAGGGCACCACAGUUCUUGAAGCAGCAAAUGCUGGAAGCAGGCUUUGUGAAUGUUGAACAGCACAUACUCAAGCUCCCUGUGGGGAGCUGGCCUAAAGACCCCAGAUUGAAGAGAUGCGGUCUGUUCGAGACGGUCAAUAUGACAGAUGGCAUCUCGGGACUCACGACGAUGCUAUUUACGCGCGCCCUGGGUUGGACCCGGGAAGAAGUCGAAGUCUUCCUCACCGAGGUAAGGAAAGAAGCUAAGGAUAGGCACAUCCACAGCUACUACCAUUUGUAA